ACCUGGCCCAAGAGGUGACAAGGGGGAUCAAGGCGACCAGGGUCCACGGAUGGUCUUCCCUAAGAUAAAUCAUGGCUUUCUUUCUGCUGAUCAACAACUCAUUAAACGUCGACUCAUUAAGGGUGACCAGGGUCAAGCAGGGCCCCCAGGACCUCCUGGGCCUCCAGGUCCCCCAGGCCCCAGAGGACCCCCAGGGGACACAGGCAAAGAUGGUCCUCGGGGAGUUCCAGGGCUCCCGGGAGACCCUGGAAAUCCAGGGGAGAUCGGUCAAAUGGGACCUGAGGGCCCUCCUGGACAGAAGGGUUCCAAUGGGCCACCUGGUUUUCCAGGUAUCGAUGGAAUAAAGGGUGACAGAGGUGAACAGGGUGAGAAGGGAGACAUGGGAGAGCAGGGGCCAAAAGGUGACACUGGAGAGAAGGGUAAUGCCGGAUCCUCUGCUGCUGGAAUUAAGGGUGAGCCAGGAGAGCCAGGACGUGGAGGACAAAAGGGUGAGCCAGGACUUCCAGGGCUGCCUGGACUCCCCGGGAUUAAGGGUGAACCUGGUUUCUUUGGGCCUCAAGGUGAGCCUGGGCUUCCAGGUCUUCCAGGAACUAAGGGAGAGAGAGGAGAACCUGGACCUUCUGGCAAGGGUGAACGUGGUGAGACAGGUCCCGUAGGACACAAGGGAGAACAGGGGGAACCAGGAGCAUCAGGCCUGAAAGGUUCAAAGGGGGAUGCAGGAGACAAAGGUGGUGAAGGCCCAACAGGAUCACAAGGGCUACCUGGGGAGAAAGGUGAACAGGGUACAACUGAAAUCAUAGACUACAAUGGAAACAUUCAAGAGGCUCUUCAGAAGAUAACUACUAUUACAGUUACGGGUCCCCCUGGACCUCCUGGGCCAGUUGGACCAAAGGGAAUGAAGGGUGAUCAGGGUGUUACUGGACUUCCUGGACUAGAUGGAGAAAGGGGUCACAAAGGUUCUAAAGGUGAUAUGGGUAUCCCUGGAAUAUCCGGAGAAAAGGGAUCAAUGGGUCUUCCUGGCUUACAGGGUGUGAAUGGUCUGAAAGGAGACAAAGGAGAUGCUGGCCUGCCUGGACCUCAGGGACCCUCAAUUAUUGGUCCCCCUGGAGCACCUGGUCCACAUGGACCACCUGGACCCAUGGGUCCUCAUGGAUUCCCUGGCCCAAAGGGGGAACCAGGUUUGCUUGGUCUCAAGGGACUGCGAGGGGAGACUGGGUAUAAGGGUGACAGAGGACCCCUGGGUCUCCCUGGAGCAUCUGGCUUGGAUGGCAAGCUGGGACCCAGGGGUAUGGAUGGACCAAUCGGGGCUCCUGGUCCAGCAGGUCCGAAGGGAGAUGGAGGUGAGAAGGGUGAUGUUGGUGAUCCUGGAGCCAGAGGGCCAUAUGGGUUACCUGGAGCUGCUGGAACACCUGGAGUGGAUGGGUUACCAGGCUUAAAGGGAGACAAGGGCGAUGUGGGGGAAAGAGGAGAAAAGGGGGAGAAGGGAAAGAAGGGCAAAAAGGGGCCUAAGGGGGAGAAAGGAGAACAGGGUGCCCCUGGAUUAGAUGCACCCUGCCCACUGGGUUUCCGGGGCUUUAAGGGUGAAAAGGGCGAGCCAGGUCAGCCUGGCCUGGAUGGGCUGGAUGCCCCGUGCCAAUUGGGUCCAGAUGGACUUCCAAUGCCAGGCUGUUGGCAGAAGGGUGUCACUCCUUGGCUGGUGGCUUGAGAAAAUCAGAAAAGCAGGAUUGAUGGAUUUCUUUAUUGCAAAGAGCUCAGUGUGGCAUCUGGCCCUCCUGCGCCGCGACGUUGCCCUGCCUUGUAGCGAGAGUGACAACUUACACAUUUGAAUUAUC
Molecule: messenger RNA, 1832 nt
Organism: Rhinichthys klamathensis goyatoka
Lineage: Eukaryota; Metazoa; Chordata; Actinopteri; Cypriniformes; Leuciscidae
Product: collagen alpha-1(XXV) chain
Exons: 34
Coding region: 50-1705 (551 amino acids)
Source: RefSeq, a predicted model, not a curated record